Molecule: messenger RNA, 5916 nt
Organism: Malurus melanocephalus (red-backed fairy wren)
Lineage: Eukaryota; Metazoa; Chordata; Aves; Passeriformes; Maluridae
Gene: CALHM5
Product: calcium homeostasis modulator family member 5
Exons: 2
Coding region: 269-1198 (309 amino acids)
Molecular function (GO): monoatomic cation channel activity
Source: RefSeq, a predicted model, not a curated record
AAAAAAAAAAAAAAAAAGAAGAAGAAAAACUAAAAAUAUCCCAGCCCACCAAGAACAAGAAUGCCAAGACUGCAAACUUUUAUGUCACUGUAAAUCGCAGUGUGUGCCCUGCGAGCGCCUUCUCAGUGACAUCACGGCGUUAUCUCGGCAGGGCGUGGGCAGCGGGAGAGCGGCGGCUGCUCCUCCUCGGCACGGCUCUGCCCCGCUGCACGCCGCCAAAGAAGACGAGAAACCCUCUCCAUUUGCACCUCUUCAAUGAGUAUCAGACAUGGAUGCUUUCCAAACGAUCCUCAAGUUCUUUAUGAACCGGAAAACCGCUAUAGGUUACAGUUUUAUGGCGCUGCUGACAAUGGGAGGCGAACGCGUGUUUUCUCUUGUUGCUUUCAGAUGCCCUUGUAGCAACGAAAACUUCAGGUACGGUCUGGUGUUUCUCUUCUCGCCAGCUCUUGUUUUGCUAGUUAUUGGAUACUUCUUGAACAGCAAGACCUGGAAACUCUUUACAGGCUGCUGGGGAAAUCCCAGGAAAAUAUUCCCCAGAGGGAAUGUCUGUCAUUUCUUUUACGUUUUUGGACAAAUCACUUUAAAUGCAAUGGUAGCUCCAGUGAUGUGGCUUUCUGUGGCUUUGCUCAACGGGACUUUUUACGAAUGUGCCAUGAGUGGCUUGGACAACCCUGCCUACUUAAAAGCAGUUUGCUACAGAAAAUCUGAGMAGUGCUUUGGAGARCUACACAAGGUAGCCUGUGACAAAAGCUCCAUGCCUUUUUCAGAGAGUGAUGAACUGAAACGAACGCUUCAAGCACAGUCUCAGAUUUUAGGCUGGUGUGUGAUAGUUAUCGCAGCUCUUCUCUCCCUGCUAACCACUUGCUGUGCCAGCUGCCAGUCAAAAGUCAGCCACCUCCAGCUGAUGUUCUGGAGAGAAUACGAGAGGACAGAGAAGGAGCAGCUGGAGGAGAUUUUCCAGCUGUAUGCCACCAAGCUGAGCGAGCGAAACCUGAAGUGCUUUUUUGAAAACAAGGAGCCAGAACCCAUUUCCCUGCCUACUUUUCAGGCAUGGGAAGAUGCUUCCCAGCUCUACUCUUUCAACAGCAGCAAACAGCAUUAUAGCACGAUUCACAGGCUAGUUGAAGAAGGACAGAAAGGAAUCAGUGAGCAAAGAGAGACAAUGCUGGACUUUGCAGACAGAAGGGAAAUACCAUAGAUUAAGUACAUUUUCAGCCUWUUUGUAUGUUGUUAAUAUGGCAUAUUUCUAGCUGAUUUCUCUAUUUUUUUUUCACAAUGGUCUCUUUCUUCUUCAUUAUGUUCCUUUCCAGUGAGAUACUUGCUCCAGAGGGAUGGAAUGAAAUUAUUUCCCAACAUGAGUGAAUGGGCUGCAGUGCUCCGUGGCACCCAAUGUUCAUGUCACUGGUUCUGCAUCAACAGCUGACAGCAAAAAGAGAUGAAUAAUGACUUCUCCAAGUUUUAACAAUAUUCUAUGUAAAAUGUGCUACAGUGUACUCAUUCUAUGUAAAUCAAGAGRCUAUAAAUAGGUAAAGCCAUUUAAAGGGUGUCAAUAACAGAAGAUGUGUGUGGUUUUCUGACAGCCCACAGAAAGUGAAGGUUUUCUAUCCAGGUCAUUUCCAGGCCAAUUGCAGGUACAGYCUUGUUUUGAGGCACCAGUGAUCCCCUCAAGGCUUCUGUGUCUUUGGAUAUUUUCCCUCUGUAGAGCAUCUCCCUAUUAUCUUCUCCCACUCCAGAAUUUCUCUUUGUAUGGAAAUAAAGUCCUAGUUUUGAGCAAGUUUCAUGCACUGGGUGCUGCCUGUAGAGCUAUGUAAUAUUGUUUGUAUUAGGCCUGUAGCCAGUGUGCAACAGAGAGCCUGGAAGGAAAUUACACAUUUUAAGUAAAUAUUUUUGCAGAAGAUUGAUUUUCAUUUUUUUUUUUAAUAUCUCAGGAAAACUUAGUAUCUGGAGCAAGAAGAACCAGCAGGCAAGGCAACUGCAUAGUCAGUGCCUCUGACAAAUGCAUUUUACCCCAGAUCAUCAUGCUUUACCUCACCCAUUUGGAAUUCAUCACGUGGCUCUCACGCAGGGUGUUCAGAGUAUUCUUAAAUGCUGUAUAAAAGGAGAACAAGGUUAUUUCUCUUGGGCUGGCUGGGCAGGCUUUUGUGCAGCAUUUUAUUGCCAGUCUCUCCGACUCUGCAAAGAAUCAUAUUUUUGCUGGGCUUGAAUCAUGCUCUUCUCAAMAAACCAGGGUAUUCUGCCCAGCUGUUCUCUGCUUCUUCAGCAGGUGAAAGCAUCUAUGUGCAUAUACAGACCAUUACUCUUUUUGAAAUAAAAUCCAAAAGCUAAUUCAACUCUCUGCCUAGAAUCUUCUCUAUAUGUUUCCAAGAACUUGUGAGCUCUGAGAAAAUGUUUUUAAGUUCUUUUAUCCCAGAUGAUCCACUUAGCAGCACACUUACAACAUGUUAUACACUUCAAUGCAUGUGCUGCAGCUGAAAGCACAGAUGCAACGCUGCCAAAAUGAAAGUCACCACAGCAGAUGUGUCUGACACUGUGCCUGGCACAUACACCAACCAUUUUCUCCCCAGGAUCCUCUCCUGCUAUUGCAUCUACCUACUUCCAGGGUAUAUGACCCUUCCCAUUUGACUGGUUUUAUCUUUCCUUUGCCCCAACAUCCUCUGUCCAGCCCCAUUUCACCUCCUUCCUUCACAUGAUAGGAGAGGAGACCCCCCCUAAUAGGACUGCCCCGUUAUCUGGACCAAACUUCUCUUUCCAAAACUGUCUUUCCACUCCUUCCUCAGAAAAUCAAAGCAAGUAGGGAUGCAAUGGGGAAGACAACAAGUUGGUCAAUGAGUUGAUCAAAGAAAUUUCAGAAACAAGUGGGUUGAUGUAAAAAUAAGGCCUCCAGUGUGAUAUAAUAUCUGGGACACAGAGGCAAAAGCAUAGGUGGGAGAGGGAAGGGUGGGAGGAUACUCAGAGAUUUGGGCACCCUCCUUUCCCUCAGAAGCUCAGGGCUCUGCACCUGAGRAGCCUGGGCCAUUGAAGUGACAACACUUCCCAGCCCUGUCUUCUGCUUUCUUGUGGAGGGGCAAAUCCAAGGUGCAUUCCCCUCUCCUCCUCCUUCCUUGGUUCAUGUUUGCAGGUAACUCACACUGAGUGUGUCUCCACUCUCAAAAGCAGCUGCUGAACACCUUGUGCUGCAAUGUGUGCCUGACAGGAGCCCACUGGUCCUCAUUCCCAGGGCUGUGUGAUUCUUUUAUGUCACCAAAAUGCCUGUGAGUUAAUGCAAUUUCCAUGUGGAUGUUGGAAUGCUUCCAUAAAAACAGACAAAAAUAAAAGCCAGUUUGAUCCAAUCUUUUCAGCUGGAAUGUGGGUUUGGCAAAUUUAACUUUGUCUUUCAAGGGGCUAUUGCAAAAAYUAAUUUCUGUCAACAUUGUCCCUAAAUUCAGCAGCUACCAUGGCAGAUCAGAAGGAGACAGACUAUUGUCAACACUGUCCAAAACAAACUGGAGAGAGGGAAAAAAAACCUCAAAAAAAACCCCACAAAAAAACCAAAAAACCAAACCAAAACACCAAAACCAAAUAAAACCAAACAGCAAGAUCAACAUUUUCUGCUGGAAAAUUUAGAUUUUGCAUUAAUGGUUUUUUUUCGAUACUCAUCGAAAUAUGAGUACACAAGUAAACAGGAAACUUCUGUUUAAUUCUUUGUGCUCUGUCCCUCAGUUUACUCGUUAAAAUUCUCUUAACUCUUCUUCCACUACACAUCWGCYGYUCCAUCAAACUUGAAGUCUUUGUUWAAUAAGAAUAAAGACUUUUUAACCAUGCUAMGCCCUCAUAUGCUUUCAAUUUAGUUUCAGCUGUACUUUGCAUCAUGAUAUGAUKAAUCUGUCCAAAUUCCAUUGUUUUAAAAUUUCCUGUGUAAAAGAGAACUUGCAUGGAAACUAUGCAAAGGAAGUAGUUGGUUUUGCAAUAGAACACCAAUUAAGUCCAAAUUGCAAAGCUAUAAAGUAAAAAAUGUGAAAAUAUCUUGGCAGGAACAAUAAUUUAAGUACAUAGAUAAGCAAUUUAAUGAAUGUAAAUGAUUUUUUUUAAAACCAUGGUAUAACUGGACAGCAACUACUUUAAAACUACUUACAGYUUCUCAGAGGAUAAAACAAAGAUCUUUUCAGUCUUUGUGACUCCAAAAGACUGGAAAGGAAAAUUAAGGAGGUGGUUUAAAAGUUGCAUCCAUAAAUCUGUCUCAUUUUUAUCUAUUAAAUGGAAGAAAAAAGAUUAUGUGUUUAGACACAUAUAUAGGGUUGCCUGCCAUCAAAAGUAUGUCCAUAUAAAGCAAAAUCUCUCUUUUGAAAACAUUACUUGCAACUCUAUGACAUUAUGUUGCUUAAUGAGAAAAUGAGAUCUAUGCAGUCAGAAUUAAAAAUGUAUCAUUGCCUUUUUUCAAAGUCUCAACCAGCAUUCCAUCUCUCUCAAGCAGCAAAAACAAAAUUCAUCAACAUUUUGAUGGUGCUCAAACACAGGGUAGAAUUAUUGAAAUAUUCAGGAAGCCACUAACUAAUCAGUCCCUCUACAUACUACUGGGGACUUUUCACUAYGAAAGAUUUCAUGAAUGUCCUGAUGCCAAGAAAGUAAGCACAGACUGUUAAAAAAAUUAAACCCAUGAUUUCAGACAGCAUAASAGCAAGAUUAAUGAAGGACCAGAAUUAAUCUGCUUAAAAGGGGAAAGGCAGCCAAAAUAAUAUUUCUGCUAGCAUACUUUUCAUUCUUAGUAUUUUUUCCAGUCAGUGUUUGGAAAGAGGAAGAUGCUUUAAAGGUCUUGCCAUYUGUUGCCGAUUCCAAACUUCUCUUAUGAACUUUUCUUUAUCUUCACAGCAGCACUUCAUUUUUCAGUUUACUGUCUACCACUUAGSACAGCAACCUGCAGUUUGCAUUUCCCUCUCCCUGCUAAGAUCUGAAAAACAUACCAGCGUCAUAAAUCCUGCCAGCUUCUGUCAGWCCUUCAAACUGGCCACAUGUCAGGGGCCUUGUGUGGCCCACAUUUCACGACAAGGGGAAUCACCUCUCUUGUCCUACAGCUCUGGGCUGGGGGGUGACAUGGUUGGAUUACCCCAUCCCUUGUUACUCCCGGGGAGCUCCCUUGAAAAAGCUCCAGAGGUGUCYAUUUCCUGCAUUCACGGGGUACUGAGUAUUCACAAUUAAGCUCAUCUCUGCAGCCACUGCUUUUCAGGAACAGAUCUAUCCUUAGGCUCUGUUUAAUCCAGAGGUGGAGCCUGGGAGCCAGCACCAGCUUGCUCUGGACCAGAGGGUGUGAUCUGGCUGCUUCCACCUCUGGCACACACAAACACCUCCUGGUGCUAGAGAAAGUAGUACAAAGAUUAGACCUAAAAACAGAAGCUGUUUAUUUUUUGCAACUCAUUUGGCCUGAUCAAUUAUACCAAGAUCCUACUAUCAGGAAUUGAAUAAAAAAAUUGAUUUUGCCAGAUUAUAGAGCAAAAUUAUUACCCUCAUUUCAAAAGUAAUCCUGUUAUACUCAGAUCCAAAUUCUGAAUCCCAUCUUGGACAUUGCUUCCUCAGCUAGGCUUUGUUCUUAAUACCAUUCCUCAGUUGGUUUCCAUUUUUUAUCCCAAUUCGCCAGAUAGCCUACCCUUACAUGUCCAGUUUCGUCUCUUUUUUAAUUCAAACCCAAUUGUAAGCAUGCCAAGUCACAGGACCAACAUGAGAAGUCGGUGAACACCAUGGGAACUCAGUGUAGAAGGGCUCACUUUGGCUCCUCACCAAARCUUGUUGGCCCUUCUCCAGCCCACUAUAAGGCAGAAGUUUUAAAGCUUAGCAGUCUGAAGCAAUGGUGGAAGUUUUAAGCCCCCAGUCACYGCCUUCAGUGCACCUUUCCUCCAGUAUUUAUUUCUUAAUCUGGGAAAUUGGCUUUGUAGUCCUCAUUUUAUG